GAGGACUUGUUUCGAGUAUAUCAAGGUUCGCUGCUCUCGUAAAGCUAGAAAAUCAAGAUUGACUCUGUGCGCUUGCUUGGAGACGUUACAAUGGAUUUACCAGCAUCCGAGCUCGGCGCUGAGCAACAAAGGGAAGGCGUAACCGUGGCUUCCAUGCGCGAGAGAGCACGCGAUGGCUAUCCGUCCUUAGCAGAGCUGAUGCACUCAAAUCCCGAUAACGCCAUAUUUCGACGAUUCGGAGAGCUCAAUAUGCUGCAUUUGUUGCGAUUGCAGGCAGAAUUGCAAAACAUGGAAUCUGAGCUACAAAAGAUAAGAGAGGAAGACGCAAUGUCGAACGAUCCUAUUCGCGAGUGCUAUGCGAAAGACUUCACGGCUAUGCGCGACAAUGAAGAAAUCGGAGAUUCAGAGCAGUACGAGCAGGUCAUCAAAAUCGGAACGAAGCUACAAGAAUACAACGCGGCUUUGAACCUUGUACUGCAAGUGACAAAGGCCAAAGAGCCGACAGAGGCUGAACUGAAGCGUCUAUUAGGCUGGUUAUCUAGAGCGAAAGGAGGAAACGGCUUUCUCACGGGUGAAGAGGCCAGAGUAUGGCAAGGGAAUGAUUCAUCCGAAUACAUCACGCUGUUCCCGCGUGACCUCGAAGAUGAUGCUUUCACGACUUUCCUGGGUGGUCGCUUGCUGGAUAUGUAUCAUGGCAUCAUUGGAUAUAAGAGACGCAGAAAGUACGGCACGGGCGCCCGUGAUUCUGAGCUACGCAAGUACUCAGUGCGGCGAAUUGGCAAAGCCAGCAAUAUUGCCGUUGCUGCUGUAUCAUCCAUUCUGCCGACCUUGGUAAUCCUCGGCCUCUACUUCGUGAAGCGUAUGAUCGUAAGAAUCGGGCUUGUGAUCCUUUUCACAGCAAUCUUCUCCGUCGCACUUGCAGUGUUCACAUCUGCUCGCAAAGUGGAAAUCUUCUCUGCAACAGCAGCGUUCGCCGCUGUCGAGGUGGUCUUCAUUGGAAGUAGUAGCACCAAUGGUACUGGAUAGCAGGAACCUUCUUGAUCCAUUCUUCGAGUGUUAUAUGUUGUAGUUGAAGUGAGUAACAAGAUGGUGUUUAUUUCACGAGCCAAAAGCAAAGACCAAUAAUCCUAAAAUCCUGAAUUGC
This is a messenger RNA of Didymella exigua CBS 183.55, 1144 nucleotides long. RefSeq lists its product as uncharacterized. The coding region runs from base 91 to 1026 and encodes 311 amino acids. The record is from RefSeq and is a predicted model, not a curated record. The transcript is spliced from 4 exons. Lineage: Eukaryota; Fungi; Ascomycota; Dothideomycetes; Pleosporales; Didymellaceae.